UCUUAAUAAACAACUUUUCCUCAUAUUAUCUUGAACUUUUCUGUAACAUAGAGAUCUCUGCCUCACAAGGGUAGUUAUCUCCCGAAAGAACUCGGACUGUAUGACUGCUACAUUGGGCUUUAUGCUCUACUUCAGUUGAUAUAAUCACACUACCCCGUCUUAGCAUUCUCCAUAAUGAACUAACUUAAUUUAGGCCUCCCUUCUACUCGAAUAUCAUGUUCCCUCCUUUUUUUUCUUCUUCUUUUGACAUGUUUUCAUUUUCUAGCUAAAGGUGACCUCAAAACUCACAGCAAUCCUCCCUUCUUUAUGCUGGGAUUGCCAACAAGUUGCCACCAUGCCCAGCUGUAAGCACUCUUAUUUCUAGACAUGUACCAUGGAUAAAGCCCUGGAAAGAACAUUUCUCUAACACAUAUGUAGACAUGUUUACCAGCCCAGUCAUAUUAAGAGAUUGUGAACUCUGAUUCCAGCUUUAUAAUUUUUAAAUUAAGGGUAGGCACUGUGUCUGUUCAUCUAGAGGUAGAUAAGACAUUGGAAGUUGUUGUAAUGUGGGAUGAUGUCACAGGAAGUGGACUAUUGUGGUGUUCAGUUGGAAAGGAGUACCAAACUCCUUUGAUAACAGCCUUGAGGCUGGCUGAUUUGACUAUAUAGAUGUCAUUGGUAAGAUGCUUAUAACCGCAUCCAAAGCCCUUUUCUUAAGAUUCAGGGGAAACAGCGUGCCUCUCACACGCUCUGUGGAGUGUUUAUUAGGCCAUUCUCCCUUCAAGAAGACCUCACCUUGGCGUUUUGGGAUAAUUCUAGGAACACUGUCUAAUUCCACAGUGAGAUAGUCAAGACAUCUGUGUUACUUCUGUCAGGUAUAUAUAUAAUUUCAGUGAGAAUUAGGGCCUGCAUAAUUGAUUUUCUUCACUAGUUAGAAGCCACAUAUGUAGAAGACCCCUCCCAAGAUGUUGGAUACAUUUUCUACUAAAAGUUACUUUUGAAUUAGCAAGAAAAAGAGAAAGUCUUCUUCUUCUUUUUGAAUUUGAUUGAAAAUCAAGGGCGUUUCCCAUUAGUUCUGACAUGCAGGAACAUUUGUCAAUAAAGGGUAAAAAGUCAGGUGGAAUCCAAGUUCCGGUGGGUCACCUGGUGUCAUAACCUGAGCGAUUCUGCAGAGAGCACACAUGCAAGUUUCUACUUUUUGGGGGAAAAGAAACACAAAUGCCCCUUCUCCAGGGGCGGGGGAGGCGCCUAGGGAUGCACCAAUCACAGCGCGCCCUGCUCUAUAUAAGGCCCCCCCCCAGGACCCCCUCUCUACUCCAGCGCUGUUCGCUCUCCUGUACUUUUUUUUAAUUGGGUGUAGUUCUUGACCAGCUCUUGACUAUGUCGGAAACGGCUCCUGCAGCCUCAAGUACUCUUGUUCCAGCUCCUGUAGAGAAACCUGCAACUAAAAGGCGAGGGAAGAAGCCUGGCAUGGCCACUGCUCGCAAACCUCGGGGUUUCUCUGUUUCCAAGUUGAUUCCUGAGGCCCUUUCCAUGUCUCAGGAACGGGCAGGAAUGUCCCUUGCUGCCCUGAAGAAAGCCCUGGCAGCGGCUGGCUAUGACGUGGAGAAGAACAACAGUCGUAUCAAGCUGGCCCUCAAGAGACUUGUGAAUAAGGGAGUCCUGGUGCAGACCAAGGGCACCGGAGCCUCAGGCUCCUUCAAGCUUAGCAAGAAGGCAGCUUCAGGGAACGACAAGGGCAAGGGCAAGAAAUCUGCUUCUGCCAAGGCUAAGAAACUGGGCUUGUCCAGGGCCUCGAGAUCCCCCAAGAGUAGUAAGACCAAGGUUGUCAAGAAGCCAAAAGCUACGCCCACAAAGGGUUCUGGGAGCAGAAGGAAGACCAAAGGGGCCAAGGGCUUGCAACAGCGCAAAAGCCCCGCCAAAGCGAGGGCAACCAACUCCAACUCUGGGAAGUCAAAGAUGGUCAUGCAGAAGACCGACCUAAGGAAGGCAGCAGGAAGAAAGUGAGUUUCAAAGCCAGUUUUCAAAAACCCAAAGGCUCUUUUAAGAGCCACUUACAUACUUCUUAAAAUGGCCAAACACUGAGCAAAAGUUAGAGGUGGGCAGUCACUUAGGUCGACCUGCUGUUUAAACCCUAGACUGGAAACCUAGGAGGUCCCUAUGUGUAGUUUAUUUGGUUGUGGCUUUACAUUAGAGUAAAGGUCACCAUUGUAACAUAAUGUCUUUCAUUCUAGAAUAAAGAUUA
Molecule: messenger RNA, 2224 nt
Organism: Rattus rattus (black rat)
Lineage: Eukaryota; Metazoa; Chordata; Mammalia; Rodentia; Muridae
Gene: H1-6
Product: H1.6 linker histone, cluster member
Exons: 1
Coding region: 1360-1986 (208 amino acids)
Biological process (GO): nucleosome assembly
Cellular component (GO): nucleosome
Molecular function (GO): DNA binding; structural constituent of chromatin
Source: RefSeq, a predicted model, not a curated record